Molecule: messenger RNA, 948 nt
Organism: Danaus chrysippus (African queen)
Lineage: Eukaryota; Metazoa; Arthropoda; Insecta; Lepidoptera; Nymphalidae
Source: the annotation of a GenBank genome assembly
UUGUUAAGUAUGAUAUAUAUAGUGAUAACGUUCCUUAUCUCAGGUCCGGGUUUUUGGGGUCUAAUCAAUCCGCAAUGGAACAUGUGUAACAAGGGCCGCCGGCAGAGCCCCGUCAACAUAGAACCCGAUAAAUUACUCUUUGACCCCUGGCUGAGAGACAUACAGUUUGAUAAACAUAAGGUCAGCGGUGUUCUACAAAACACCGGUCAAUCAUUGGUCUUCCGAGUGGAAAAGGACAGCAAGCACCAGGUCAACAUCAGCGGUGGGCCACUGUCUUACAGAUACCAGUUCGAGGAGAUAUACUUCCAUUAUGGUUUGGAAGACAACCGGGGCUCUGAACACCAGAUUGAUCAUCAUACUUUUCCUGGAGAGAUACAAUUGUAUGGCUUCAACAAGGAAUUAUACCACAACAUGUCGGAAGCACAACACAAGUCUCAAGGGGUGGUAGGAAUUUCGCUAAUGGUUCAAAUAGGAGAACCUACUAACAAGGAACUGCGUCUCAUAACUAGCGCCUUCAACAAAGUUACCUACAGAGGCAGUUCCUUCGCCAUAAAACAUCUACCGCUCAGUUCAUUGCUGCCCAAUACUCAGCAAUAUCUGACGUAUGAAGGUUCCACCACUCAUCCAGGAUGUUGGGAGACAGCUGUUUGGAUCAUCUUUAACAAACCGAUCUAUAUAUCCAAGCAAGAGAUGUACGCAAUUCGUCGUUUGAUGCAAGGGUCUCAGCUGACUCCAAAGGCCCCAUUGGGGAAUAAUGCUCGCCCGGUUCAGCCUCUUCACCAUCGCACCGUCAGGACAAAUAUCAACUUCAACAAGCAAGGAAUGCCGGUAUCAAGCAACUGUCCUGAUAUGUAUAGGAAUAUGCAUUACACAGCUACACAGUGGCCAAGAGAGCACAGCAUGAGAUACAGGAGCACUGAAGACCUGGCAAUGCUAUCAUUAAAUUAG